UACCAAAUCAUCAACCAGAAGCCGGUCGCUCUGUCACUCAGUCUCGCUCACUCACACACUCACUCACUCACUCUCAGACAAGAAUUUCUCUUUCAAGCUUUGAUUCUCCAGAAACCUUCCAUUUUCCCUUCUGCUUCCAAUUCUUCGGCCAUUGAAGGAGACUUUGGUGCCGACGCGGCAGCCCAAAGCGAGGGACUUCUGAAACCCAAGCUCGAUGGACCCCUCUGAGAGUUCCAAGCCGUUGAAAAUUACCUUCAAUGGACCCGCCGACUACUGGACCGACGCACUUCCCAUCGGGAACGGUCGUCUCGGCGCCAUGGUUUGGGGUGGCGUUGCCUCGGAACUUCUCCAGCUCAAUGAGGACACACUCUGGACUGGGACUCCUGGGAGCUAUGCUGAUCCUAAUGUUCUGAAGGCACUUCCAGAGGUUAGAAGUCUCGUUGAUGAUGGCAAAUAUGCUGAAGCUACUGCAGCGGCAGCCAAGUUGUAUGGAAAUACUGCGGAUGUUUACCAACUACUUGGUGAUGUCAAGCUGGAGUUUGAUGAUUUUCAUUGUAAUUAUUCUGAAGAGACAUAUCAAAGAGAGCUAGACUUGGACAAUGCAACUAUUCGAAUAAAAUAUGCAGUGGGUGACAUAGAAUUCACAAGAGAGCAUUUUGCUUCAUAUCCACACCAGGUGAUUGUAACUAAAAUUUCUGGAAGCAAACCAGGGUCUGUAUCUUUUGCAGUGUCUGUAGACAGCAAGCUAAGUCAUCAUUCUUAUGUAAAUGGAAAAAGUCAGAUUAUAAUGGAAGGAAGUUGUCCUGGAAAAAGGAUUCCACCAAAAGUGCAUGUAAAUGAUAACCCAGAAGGCAUUCAGUUUUCUGCUGUUCUUGAUUUACAGAUUAGUGAUGGGACAGGUGUGAUACAUGUUGUAAAUGACAAGAAGUUGAAGAUUGAAGGCUCAGAUUGGGCUGUUUUGCUUCUAGUGGCAUCAUCUUCAUUUGAUGGGCCAUUCACUAAGCCUUUGGACUCCAAGAAGGAUCCUACUUCAGAGGCUCUCAGUUCUUUGAAGUCAAUUAGAAAUCUAUCAUAUUCAGAUCUUUAUGCUUGUCAUCUAGAUGACUAUCAGAGUUUGUUUCACCGAGUUAAACUGCAGCUCUCAAAAAGCUCCACAGCCUUUGUGUCAUAUGGGUCCCUAGGGAAGAAGAAACUAUCUAAUUUGAGUCUCAACAAAAAUCAAGAUAGCAAAAUUUCAACUGCAGAGAGGGUGAAAUCUUUUCAAACGGAUGAAGACCCAUCUUUAGUGGAGCUUCUGUUUCAGUUUGGUCGCUAUUUGCUUAUUUCUUCUUCACGGCCUGGAACUCAGGUGGCAAAUUUGCAAGGGAUAUGGAACAAGGAUCCUGAUCCAAAGUGGGGCUCUGCUCCUCACUUGAACAUCAAUCUUGAAAUGAAUUACUGGCCUUCCCUGCCCUGCAAUCUUAGUGAAUGUCAGGAGCCGCUGUUUGAUUAUCUUACAUCUCUGUCAGUCAAUGGAAGUAAAACUGCACAAGUUAACUAUGAUGCAAGUGGAUGGGUUGUACAUCAUAAGUCUGACAUAUGGGCAAAGUCAUCUGCAGAUCGAGGUGAGGUUGUUUGGGCUAUCUGGCCAAUGGGUGGAGCAUGGCUUUGUACUCAUCUGUGGGAGCACUACAAGUUUACAAUGGAUAAAGAUUUUCUAAAAGAUAAGGCGUAUCCUUUAUUGGAAGGAUGUGUGCAGUUUCUCUUAGAUUGGUUGAUCAAAGGCCAUGGUGGAUAUGUUGAAACCAACCCAUCAACUUCUCCAGAGCAUGAAUUUAUCGCACCAGAUGGUAGACUUGCUAGUGUGAGCUACUCAUCAACCAUGGAUAUGGCAAUUAUAAAAGAAGUCUUUUCUGCAUUUUUAGCUGCUUCUGAGAUCUUGGGUAGAGAAGGGAAGAAUCUAAUUGAGAAAGUGCAUAAUGCUCAGCAAAGGCUUUACCCAACCAAAAUUGCUAGAGAUGGUUCCAUCAUGGAAUGGGCACAAGAUUUUGAGGACCCAGAAGUGCACCAUCGACAUCUGUCACACUUGUUUGGCCUGUUUCCUGGUCACACAAUAACCAUUGAAGAUACUCCAGACCUAUGUAAAGCUGCAGAGCAGACCCUUCACAAACGAGGAGAGGAUGGUCCAGGAUGGUCAACAACUUGGAAGACUGCUUUGUGGGCUCGUCUUCAUAAUAGUGAACAUGCAUAUCGGAUGGUCAAGCGCUUGAUUAACUUGGUUGAUCCAGCUCACGAGAUAGCUUUUGAGGGUGGACUAUAUAGUAACUUAUUUGCAGCACACCCUCCUUUUCAGAUUGAUGCCAACUUUGGGUUUUCAGCAGCAAUCGCAGAAAUGCUCGUUCAGAGCACCUUGCAUGACCUUUACUUGCUUCCUGCCCUUCCCCGGGAUAAAUGGGCGAAUGGAUGUGUUGAAGGAUUAAGGGCACGAGGAGGAGUAACGGUAAACAUAUGCUGGAAAGAAGGAGAUCUUCAUGAAGUCAGUCUCUGGUCGAAGGACAGAAAUUCUCUCAAACGAUUACAUUAUGCUGGAACUAUCAUAGAUGCAGAUCUCCCACCAGGCAGAAUUUACACAUUCAAUGGACGGUUAGAAUCUGUAGAGACUUAACUUUUCCUUCAAGGGAAUGAUGGGAUUGGAAACAGAUAUCGUGUAAAAGUAUUUACCAUACACAAGUUAUAUGGUAUGAUAAUGUACUAGCAAAACUAAGGGAUCUCGAGGCCGAGUCAGGCAGCAAAAGAACUUUUCACCAUUGCUAAAAUGUUGGAGUAGAUCAACAGAUAAAAUGAAUGUGCAAAAAGGAAUUAUAGCCAUGCACUCCCAUGGCUUCUUGAAUAUCAUAAUGUAGCAGCUAAAUUGAAGGAUCUCGAGGCAGGGUACAGGCAGCACAAAAACCUCUCAUUAUUACUAAACUAUGGUUGCUAGCACAAAAGGUAUGGCACCCAAUGGGAAGUUUUUGUGUUGUUUAGCUACUACGUUAUAUCCUUAGGAAUCCUUGGGUGUACAUUGCUGUAAUUCCCUUUCUGCGCAAUUAUUUUAUCCAUUGAAUCAUCCCAUCGGUUUAUAUAAUGAGAAGUUUUUGUGCUA
Messenger RNA from Rubroshorea leprosula, 3121 nucleotides. The record is from the annotation of a GenBank genome assembly. NCBI's taxonomy places the organism in Eukaryota, Viridiplantae, Streptophyta, Magnoliopsida, Malvales, Dipterocarpaceae.